Coniosporium apollinis CBS 100218 is the source of this 963-nucleotide messenger RNA. RefSeq lists its product as uncharacterized. Gene Ontology annotation, cellular component: mitochondrial matrix. Bases 1 to 963 code for a protein of 320 amino acids. The record is from RefSeq and is a predicted model, not a curated record. The transcript is spliced from 2 exons. Gene Ontology annotation, biological process: cytosolic ribosome assembly. Lineage: Eukaryota; Fungi; Ascomycota; Dothideomycetes.
AUGAACUCACUAAGAGCCAUCGCCCGCUCCGUUCCCCGGGCUACCAGCCGUCUCGCUGUCCAAACCGCCCGCAAGCCAUCUCUCCUGUCCAUAUCCCAAGCAUCAUGGCGCAUACCCACCUCCACCCGCCUCGCCGCCUCCUUCAGCACCUCGCAGCGCCUACGCCAAGCCAACGAAGAGCUGGUCGCCAAGCUCGAGUACGAGCUCCAGACCGAAAACGAGAACAAGGACCAAGGUACCUACGCCGCCGAAAACAUCAAGGAGUACCUCGACAACUCGCCCUUCAGCCUCGAGGACAAGGAGGGCUCGGAAGAGGUCGUGCUGCGCCGGAAGUACAACGACGAGGACAUCGAGGUCAAGUUCAGCACCGCGGACUUGACGGCCAGCGUGGAGGAGCAGGAUGAGGUGGAUGACCAGGCCAUGUUCGACGAGGAGGAUGCACGGGAGAUCCAGUCGAGUCAGUCCGGCGGUGCGAACACCAAGGGUGCUGUCAACCAGGGAAAGACUUCAGGAGGCAACAUCAAAGUUGCGCCUGAGGAUCGCAUUGCGCCUGCCGAUAGGCCGGAGCUUGCGGAUGAGGAGGGCAUGGGCGACGAGGAGGGUCGGCAGGGCAUGAGCUUCCCGGUGCGGGUCAAUGUCAGGGUCGCCAGACAGGGCAAGGGUGCGAUGGCCAUCGAGGCUGUUGCGCAGGAUGGCGAUAUGGUGAUCGACAACGUCUUCUGGUAUCCGGACACCGCACUCGCGGAUGGCAAGACGGCGGAGCAGGAUUGGAAGAAGAGGAGCAUCUAUGCUGGCCCGUCGUUCGGCAACCUCGACGAAGACCUGCAGGUGUUGCUUGAGAGGUAUCUUGAGGAGCGGGGCGUCGACACGAAGAUGGCGCUCUUCUUGCCGGAUUACAUCGAGUACAAGGAGAACGAGGAGUAUAUUCGAUGGUUGGGCAACCUCAAGAAGUUCGUCGAAUAG